CUUCCACUAUAUCAUCGUGAUCUUUUUCUUCAAAUAUUAGUUAUCGCACUGUUCAGCGCGAGUUUACUUGGAUGGAUUUCUGAAGUUCUCCGGCGAAUGUCUUACAAAUUAUUGUCUCUGGGUAUCGUCGCAGAUAGAAAACAAACAACAGUGAUCAGCAUCAUGAACGCUUAUUUGACUGCCAUACUUUUCUGCGCGUCCGCAGUGUUUGCGCUUCCUGUACAACAGCAAACUACUCCGAUUCCGAAUCUGGCCUUCUCUAUCUACGGACCAAACCCGGAUGGUACGUACAGCUACAAUUACGAGACCGGAAACGGCAUUCAGGCGCGCGAAGAGGGACAGCUCGUCAAAACUGCAGAUGGCAAGGACGAGGCUCUCCUCGUUCAGGGAUCCUUCAGCUAUCCCGACCCCGACGGCAGACUCGUCGCCCUGAGCUAUGUUGCCGACGAGAACGGUUUCCAUCCUGCUGGUGAACAUCUACCGGUUGGGCCUCCGGUUCCCUCCGCUAUCCUAAAGGCUUUGGAGUAUAUCGCUCUGCAUCCCGAGGAGGAUAAUUUGUAACAGAUUCAUCAUUAUAUUCAGCUCAGUGAAUUAAUUACAGUGAAUUAAUUAUAGUGAAUUCGAAAUUUUCGUCAGUUUAUAUAGUGCCAGAAAAUUAUAUGAUUAAAAAAUUGAAGAAAGAAAAACAGGUAGGCCUUCAGAGUAAAGCGAAGAUUUUAGAUCGCAAGAGUUUUUUUUUAUUACUAAUACGUUUCGGAUCACUUUAUGACCUAAAUUGGUUUUUUUGUACAUUUUGCUGAAGAUGGUUUAAAAAAAUGGACCGGAACGUUCGCGAUAAACGUAUUGGCAAUAAAAAACUCUUGCGAUCUAAAAUCUUCGCUUUGCUCUAAAGGACUACCUGUUUUCCUUUCUUAAAUUUUUUAAAAUAAGAGCAAUCACUAAACCAUUUAAUAUGAUUAAAGUUAUAUGCCUUUAUAUCUCACGAAUUCUAUGUUUUAGUUUUUUACAUUCAGUUAAUGCGAGUUUUAUGUUAGACAAAUUCUUUUUGUUGCGAAGAACAUCAGGAUGUCAAAUUUGUACAACUGAUUAGUACUAUUAUGUUAAUUAAGAAAUCCUGUGUACAGAAUCAUUGUGACGACAAUGUUUAUAUUAAACAUUGUUCUAAACAAUAAAAUGAAAAUGCUGAAAUGUAAAUUCAUAUUUUUUGUCGAUCGAAAGAUUUAUCUGACUUGAUUGUGUCAUAAACACGUCGCGACUAUUCCGCUCAUUGAAACAUCAAAUCGCUGGUGAUUUGAA
Molecule: messenger RNA, 1296 nt
Organism: Nylanderia fulva
Lineage: Eukaryota; Metazoa; Arthropoda; Insecta; Hymenoptera; Formicidae
Product: endocuticle structural glycoprotein SgAbd-4-like
Cellular component (GO): chitin-based extracellular matrix
Molecular function (GO): structural constituent of chitin-based larval cuticle
Source: RefSeq, a predicted model, not a curated record